Molecule: messenger RNA, 1172 nt
Organism: Mercurialis annua (annual mercury)
Lineage: Eukaryota; Viridiplantae; Streptophyta; Magnoliopsida; Malpighiales; Euphorbiaceae
Exons: 4
Coding region: 159-965 (268 amino acids)
Molecular function (GO): protein binding
Source: RefSeq, a predicted model, not a curated record
AAUUCUCAUUAAAAACUAAAAAGAAAAACAAAUCUCAUCGGCUCCUUUAAAUCCUCGCCGCACGUGAUUCCACUUCAGUGCGCAUCUGCAACCGUCCAUGUUCAUUCCCCUCCCUUUAGUUUUCCUUCUCCCUGUCCAUCCCUUGUCUCUUCCAUGCUAUGGAAGGGACCACCAAAAUCGGAGCAGAUUUGAUUAUGAACAGGAGCCCGCUGCUGUCCUUUCCGCCGCCGUCGGAGUCGCCGCUAUCGUGUUGCCGGAAUUAUUACUUUGAUUUUGAGGAGAGGAAACGGAGUAAGAAGAAUAAGAAGAAGAAGGAUGGAGAUGGGAGGAGUUGCGACCCACUGGAGGUGCUGGGAUGGGAUAUAAUGAUGAAGAUUAUGAGUAAUUUAGACGCACGCAGCGUGGCACUUUCUCUCACUGUUUCUCGCUCUUGGAAUUCCCUUGCUUCUAGUGAUCGGCUCUGGUCUUCUAAGUGUGAGGAACUGUGGCUUGGAAAAGCUCACAUACCUCGAUUGUCACAGGUUCGGGGAAUUUCCAAGUUGGCUGCAUAUUCACUAUCUGUUAUGGAUGCAAAACGGACUCGUAUCAUGAGGGAUGACCUGUGUGAUCAUGUCUGGGAGUUCCAUUUUACUGAGGUGGCGCCAGAAUAUUGGAAAAAUCUCGACCCAUAUUGGAGAGGCACGAGCCCUCUUAUGCACCGAUACUUCCAUCAAGAUGGAAGCCAAACUGCUGAUCCUGGCGAUAGGGUAUGGGGUGGGCAUGAAUGCUGUUUUUCAGUCGUAACUAGUUGCUAUUAUGAUGGGACAAUCAGGGAGCAUUAUGUUAGAAUAAACCGAUGGCCAGGACUGUCUGUGUCGAGAAAACAGGAUUGGAGCUGGGAAAUGUCUAACCACCUCUUCUGCUACUCCAGUAUACCUGAUGCUUACAAAGAAGGUGGGACUGGGCCUGUUUUCUUGGUUAUGUGAAUAUUUCUCUGCAAAAUUAUAAAUUUUCUCAGUUAUUUGGGUUGUUCAAGUUAUGUUUAUACUGAUGUAAUAAUGUAGUGAAAACUAGGCAUGCUUUUUUAGGAUGGUAUUAAUUUUUUGUACAUGGUAUCUGCAGGGUAAAACUUCUUUCAGUUGAUUUGAUUGUUUAUAUUUGCAAUUAGGAUAAAGAAAAAGGAUUGUUCCUAC